CUGACUAAUGUUUGCCUCUCCUAUUCACUUCACUCCGAAAAUUCUCUCAAUGAGUGGGUUUGAAAUGUCUACGGUGGUCUUUCAGCCACCCAGGGCUGGCCGUUGUCCUGGCAUUAUUUUAUAUAAAGACAGAGAAUCCCACGACGGAUCACUUACACUCAUCACUCUUCUCAAUCGAAAUCCAUUUACCAUAUCCCCCUGUAUUUCGAAUUUCACCACAUCAUGAGCUCCAACAAGGCUUUGAUCUUCAAACAGAUCCCCAAGGGAUACCCUGUUCCUGGGGAAGAUCUGACCAUCCAGCCAGCUUUAUACGAUAAGGACAUCGCUCCCGUUGAGAACGGUAUCGUUAUACAGUCUUUAUAUGCUAGUUUCGACCCUUACAUGCGGGGUCGCAUGAGACCUGCCGACACAACAUCGUAUAUUCCGGCAUUUGAGUUGGAUAAGCCAAUUGAUAGCUUCGGUAUCGCCAAGGUACUCCGCUCCAAUAAUGCUGCCUACAAAGAGGGAGACAUUGUCAUUGGCCAGAUCCCAAUCCAAGAGGUUGUUUCGCUGAAUGAGGGCUCGAUUGCCAAAAUCCGUCUCCUCCAAAAUCCCCUGGGGAUUGACCUGAGCGUUUUCUUGGGUGCCCUUGGUAUGCCUGGUCUCACAGCAUUUUCGUCCUUUUAUAAGAUCGGUAAACCCAAACAGGGUGAAACGAUCUUUAUCUCCGCUGCCAGUGGCGCUGUUGGUCAGGUCGUCGGCCAGCUCGCGAAGCACGAGGGCUUGAAAGUCAUUGGCAGUGUGGGCUCGGAUGAGAAGUUGGAUUUUAUCUUGAAUGAGCUUGGAUUCGAUGGCGGCUUCAACUAUAAGAAAGAGACGCCAGCGAGUGCCCUUACUCGACUUGCUCCCCAGGGAUUGGAUAUUUACUAUGAGAAUGUCGGAGGUGAACAUCUCGAGGCGGCCAUUGACGCCUUGAAUCAAUUUGGCCGCAUCGUUGCCUGUGGAAUGAUUUCUGAGUACAACAGUGCUCCACACCCGAUUAAGAACCUACACAAGAUUGUGACCAAGAGUCUUGAAAUGCGCGGGUUUAUUGUCGCAAACCCAGGCUUUGCCGAUGCGUACAUGGAAGAACACCAGAAGAAGGUACAGAAGUGGAUUAGCGAAGGGACUUUCAAGGCUCUGACCCAUGAGACCGUCGGUAUCGAGAACGCAGCCGAGGGCCUGGUGGGCAUUUUCUAUGGCAAAAACAAAGGCAAAGCUGUCUUGAAGUUUUAAAAUGUAUUAUGUGUACAUAAUAAUGAUCUGAACACAGCAAAAGUGUUCAAUUUAAACAAUUUUCUUGAAUGCGAUCGCAGACGUUAUGGCGAAGUUUGUCCUAUGUUAAAUAUCGGAUUGAUCGUCAACAGGUACAGGAUAUGGGAAGUAGUGACCUAUUGAGCAGACUACUAGCAUACUCAGCGAGACUACCUGGUCGACUCAUAAACGAAUAUAGAUCUACCUUUGCAUUUUAGAGACAGUAACCGCCUCGAAUGGGAAGUAUCGCAUUAUAAACAACCCGUCUCGCAAGCUGACCUCCA
Molecule: messenger RNA, 1556 nt
Organism: Aspergillus pseudonomiae
Lineage: Eukaryota; Fungi; Ascomycota; Eurotiomycetes; Eurotiales; Aspergillaceae
Product: MDR family NADP-dependent oxidoreductase
Exons: 1
Coding region: 223-1254 (343 amino acids)
Molecular function (GO): oxidoreductase activity, acting on the CH-CH group of donors, NAD or NADP as acceptor
Source: RefSeq, a predicted model, not a curated record